Messenger RNA from Entamoeba invadens IP1, 825 nucleotides. RefSeq lists its product as hypothetical. NCBI's taxonomy places the organism in Eukaryota, Evosea, Mastigamoebida, Endamoebidae. The record is from RefSeq and is a predicted model, not a curated record. Bases 1 to 825 code for a protein of 274 amino acids. The transcript has a single exon.
AUGAAUCACACAAUUUCACCCAUUUAUAUUCAGAAAACAUACGAUGCGCCGACAUUUAAAAAGCGCCAAACAUUAAUCAAAAGAGAGUCCACGAACCGCGAGCAUUUGAGUAAUGCUGCUAUAAUAGGAUUUGCAAAUGUCUACGGGAUUGACUUGACUAUCCGCUGUCCCGUGCAAAAGACAACGAGUUUGGUGACGUAUGAUCAUUUGACUAUUGAUAGCAUUGGCUCAACGGAAAUGACUGUUCCCCAUGAAUCGAUUACACGGAAUGAAAAGAAGUCGAUGUAUGCUUUAAUGUAUAACACUCUUUCGCAACAUAUCAUCACAACUAACUUUCUGAAUUGUCAACUCACAAAGCCACGAGUGACGACUAAGACACAAAAGCUCUUGAAGUUUAAAUGGAUCGACCCAUUCAAUGAACUGGGAUUCUAUCUGUUUGGUGCGGGGGUCAUCUCUAUCAUCCAAAACCUCCCCAAAGAACCAAUCAACAAGAAACAACAAAGCCUCCACCUUCUUCCACUCAACCAACAGAUCAUCCAACUCUUCGAGAAGUGCGUCGAUGACACAAGUAAGUUGAGUGAGAACGGAAAAAGGAUCUUUGCUUCUCAAUGUGAUUCUGUAUCUAAUCAUAUCGAAUCAAAUGGCGUUAAUGCGAACUGCGUUCUUGUUAACGAUACCACUACUUGUAAUACUAUUGUAAAUCUGAAUGACACGCCGAUGACAAGCACUCUAUGUGACUGUAACCCUUGCUUCCUUGGGCAACGCGAUACUAUUGCGACUGCAAAGGAGGAGGUUGUUGCUGGAGAACAGGUCAACUGCAGUUAA